UGUGCUUGUGUGUGUGUAGGAGAGAGACGUGGAGCGCCGGAGGCAGCUGAGGGAGAGGGCCAGACAGCUCAUCGCCGAGGCUCGUUCUGGGGUCAAGAUCACAGAGAUGCCCCUUUACGACACGACCACUGACCGAGGGAGAGGCAAAACCACCCCUACUGGAGAUGUGUUGGAUGGAGAUGCAGGUGAUGAUAAUGGGGGUGAGGAGGAGGAGGGGGGGAGAGAUGAGGAAGAUCACCAUGAUGAAACUGUUACAGAGGCUACUGCGGUAGAUACUAACCCUCCUGAGGCCCCUCCGACCUCCUCCACCAUCCAGGGGCAUCAGGAGUCUACUAACCCCAGCUCUGAGCUAACCUUUCUGGGUGUGAACAGUAAACCCAUGGACUUGAAGCUAAAGAUGAUGGAGGUUCGACCUGGAGGACCCAACUCUUCCUCCUCUCCUUCGUCCUCCUCUUCCUCUCCCUCCUUCUCCUCAUCCACCUCGCCACUCAGCCCCACAGAGAACAAUGCAGAGCGUCUGCGCAGGGCGACAGAGAGACUGCGUGGUCCUGUAGUCUUCAGUCAGAGCCAGCUGUCAGGAAAACACAGCUGAGGUCCUUCAGCCAGUUAUGUGGAGGUCAGGCCAGAGGUAAAGCGUCAGAGAUCAGUACCAGAGGAUCAGAGACGGACGGGCGAGGAGAGAGGACUGGCACCAGACACCGAUGCUCGCAAGCCUUAUGAAGAUGAAAAGGCGUUCAAAGACACCAGUCAGUACGUUGUCGGGGAGCUGUCUGCUCUGGAGAGCGAGCAGCGCCACAUCGACGCCCGGGCGGCGCGCGUGGAGAAGAGGCUACGCUAUCUCAUGGACACAGGGAACAGUAAGGAAGAGGAGGAGGCCAUGAUGCAGGAGUGGUUCAUGUUGGUCAACAAGAAGAAUGCUCUGAUCAGGAGACAGAACCAACUCUCUCUACUGGAGAAGGAGCACGAUCUGGAGCGACGCUUUGAGCUGCUCAACAGAGAGCUGAGAGCCAUGAUGGCCAUCGAGGACUGGCAGAAGACAGAGGCUCAGAAGAGAAGAGAGCAGCUGCUGCUGGAUGAACUGGUCAUACUGGUCAACAAACGAGACGCGCUGGUCAGAGACCUCGAUGCACAGGAGAAACAGGCGGAGGAGGAAGAUGAACACCUGGAGAGAACCCUAGAGCAGAACAAAGGCAAGAUGGCCAAGAAGGAAGAGAAGUGUGUCCUUCAAUGAUUGUCAUUUCAUUUCACACACACACACAAACACACACACACACACACACACAUAUAUAUAGUCUUCGUCCCAAAUGACACCCUAUGUCCUAUAUAUUACUUUGACCAGGGCAACAUAGUGCACUAUAUAGGGAAUAGAGUGCCUUUUGGGACACAGAUACAGACUAUAAUAUUUGUUUGAUCGAUACAAGAAUUGUAUUAUUAUUAUAUUGACUAUUAUUAUUGUAAUUAUUAUUAAUAAUAUACCAUUAUAUUGACAUAUUGUUUUAAUAUACCAUUUCUUGACAUUAUUAUAAUUAUAAUAAUGAUUAUAUUGACAUAUUGUUAUUAAUAUACCAUUAUAUUGACAUUAUUAUAAUUAUUAUUAUUAUAUUGACUAUUUGAGAAACCUGUAUUUUAAGUUUAUUUGAACCCUGAAAUGUAAAUCAUGUUGUUGUUUUUGUUGGUCAAGGGCUGUGAUGGUUUUACUGCUAAACUAAAAGCAUGCAUCCUAAAUGCAGCCCUAUUCCAUAUAAAGGGCACUACUUUUGACCAGAGCCCCUCACUAUAUAGGAACCAGGGAGCCAUGUGGGAGGUGUAAAGGCUCUGUAAGGAUGAGACCAUGAUGUCUUGAACCAGCUUUAUACUGACAUGGAAAUGGGUCCUGCUUAUACAACACACUAGAUUGUUUUCAUGUUGUUGUUGUUGCUUUAUCAAGCAAGGUACUUGUAUUUAAUAUACAUAUAAAUGAUGGCAUAUUACAGCCCAGUGAAAACCUACCACGGGAGGGAUUGAAUUUCAUUCAGACACACACAGCCUUCUCUUGGCAGAAUGUUUCAAUGUUGAGGAGCUUGGAGACAGAGAUUCCUUUAUAGUGGUUCUGAGGUACAGCACGAGUUGUUUUAUUGCGGACGUUGGUGAUGAUAGCCAAUGAUAUUAUACUGAUGUCUAUUGUUUCAGUUGGACUUUAAAAACAAACAAAAAAAAGAGUAUAAUUCACGAUAUCAGUAUUUUCAAGCUAUGUUUAUUACUUGACUGUGUGUAAUGUUUUUAACGGUAAUAUCUCAAGAUGCAGUUCAUAAACCGAAAAACUGUUAUGAUUUUUUUUUUUUCGCUUGAAUGCGGUUAACCAAACAUUUCAGAAGAAGAGCUGGCUCGGUGAUAAGGAGAGGGGGGGGGGGGGGAUAAGGGGGAGGGACGGAGGAAGAGUAGAGGGGUAAGGAGCAGAGCUGAGGCGGGGGUCGUGUCCAACAUUUUGUAUAUUUCAUCACCGCUCUGACAACGGCAUACAAAAAAACUUUUUUUUUCCCGGAUCAAUUCCGCAAAGCAGUUGAAAGCAAAGAAAGCAGAAUAACUUUUAUUUAAUUGCCGUCUUAUAGUCGGUAGUAGGAAUUCGACGGGCUAUACGUGUUAUUAGUGAACCAGCAACACGACACAACCAUGUCAUAUUCUACGGGCUAAUACGUGUUAUUAGUGAACCAGCAACACGACACAACCAUGUCAUAUUCUUGCAUUUCUUGCAUUUUAAUCAAAAGGGCGUUUUGUUUAUAUUUAUUGUACACAUACUGAAGAAGAGAUCAUGUGUUGCUUUUAUUUGUGCUUCGAUCUCCUGGUUCCAACAAUAGAAAUGUAAUUAUCAGAAAGGCCAUAUAGCCCAUCAGAUCAUUCUAGUAGUUAUAUUUCUAUCGGUUCCACUACAUCCGAAUGCAGCUGCUGUCUGAAACGUGUGAACAUUUACCUGUGUGAUUAUUUAUUCCACUGUCAAUAACACAAGUCUUCAAUAAAGUCCGAAACUUUCAUACUCCA
Messenger RNA from Oncorhynchus kisutch (coho salmon), 3015 nucleotides. RefSeq names its product EH domain-binding protein 1-like. The transcript is spliced from 10 exons. Bases 842 to 1231 code for a protein of 129 amino acids. Lineage: Eukaryota; Metazoa; Chordata; Actinopteri; Salmoniformes; Salmonidae. The record is from RefSeq and is a predicted model, not a curated record.